CUCAUGGAUUUCCUUUUUCUGUGUGCCAUCUACGAUCACUACAGAUCGAGGAUCUCAGUUUACUUCCAACUUGUUCCGCGACUUGAAUCGUCUGUUGGGUUCUACCCACAUUCGGACAACUGCUUAUCAUCCCGCUUCGAAUGGCCUUGUCGAGCGUUUCCAUCGACAGCUUAAAUCCGCCAUCACAGCUAAUUCACCUGAUCCACAUUGGUCUGAACGCAUCCCAGCUGUCCUUCUUGGUACCCGUAAUACCGUCAAAGAGAAUAUUGGAUGCAGCCCUGCCGAACUCGCCUUGGCACCACUCUCAGACUUCCAGGUGAGAUGAUUUUGCAUUCCCGAGUCACUGGUGAGAUAGAUCCUGUGUCCCACGCCGAACGUCUUAAACAACACUUCCGAACAAUUCGACCUACGUCUACUCGCCUCACUGCUCGCGAACAACGAAUUCAUCCGGACUUACGCACUUGUCCUUUUGUUUUCAUUCGCAUUGAUGCAGUUCGCAAGCCGUUGACACCCCCUUAUGAAGGUCCUUUCAAAGUGUUGUCACGGAAACCUAAGUACUUCAUACUGGAAAGGAAUGGAUCGAAAGAAGCUGUGAGUACUGACCGUCUUAAACCCGCUUAUGUUGAGCCUGCCGUUACUUUGACUGAUCCUCAGUUGUUACCCCCUGUUGGUCAACCGACUGAUUCCAAUGCUCCAGAACCUUCAUGCGCUCGCCCAACGAGUGAUCCCAAGCACACACGCUCAGGACGUUCUGUGUCUUCCCCCUCCAAACUAGCUGAGUUUGUUCCCUAAUUAGCUAUAUCGAGCGUUACCUUACCAGUUCACGCUCUACGGGGGGAGUUAUGUAGUGGUUAUUAAUCUUACACAUUCUGUCUUUCUU
Molecule: messenger RNA, 880 nt
Organism: Dicrocoelium dendriticum
Lineage: Eukaryota; Metazoa; Platyhelminthes; Trematoda; Plagiorchiida; Dicrocoeliidae
Source: the annotation of a GenBank genome assembly